Molecule: messenger RNA, 2347 nt
Organism: Hevea brasiliensis (rubber tree)
Lineage: Eukaryota; Viridiplantae; Streptophyta; Magnoliopsida; Malpighiales; Euphorbiaceae
Product: probable WRKY transcription factor 3
Exons: 4
Coding region: 228-1829 (533 amino acids)
Biological process (GO): regulation of DNA-templated transcription
Molecular function (GO): sequence-specific DNA binding; DNA-binding transcription factor activity
Source: RefSeq, a predicted model, not a curated record
UGAAUUUCUAGACAGCACGAAACUACCGCAAAGCCGGAUAGAAGAAAGCAAAGAAACAAAAACUCUCCCUGAAACGGAUAUAGAGAUAUUUCUCAUUCCUGGCUGUAGACGCAGAGCAAGAUUAAGGUAGGAGUUUCUUGUAAAGAGAGAGAAAAUAUUUUACUGACACGAUACGAGAGGAUAAGGGAGAAGAGAAGAAAAACUGGCUGCUUUUGAGUUUCUGUCCAAUGGCAGGGAAACAAGUUUCUUCUACUACAACAACAGCAGCUCCUCCACCAGCACGCCCUACAAUAUUGCUGCCGCCGAGGCCUUCUAUGGAUACCCUUUUCACUGGUGGACUCAGUCCUGGUCCCAUGACUCUUGUCUCUUCUUUCUUCUCAGACAAUUAUCCUGACUCAGAUUGUCGCUCCUUCUCUCAGCUACUCGCUGGCGCCAUGGGUUCUCCAAUAGCUAGGCCGGCCUUUUUCACUGACGCUUCUGUACCCAAUAAUAGUAUUUCUUCUGUCAAGCAGGAUGGGGCGGGGAAUAAUAGUAAUUUGGGGUUUAAGCAGAGUAGGCCUGUGAAUUUGGUGGUUGCUCCUUCUCCAUUGUUUACUGUUCCUCCUGGGUUGAGCCCUUCUGGUUUGCUAAACUCGCCUGGGUUCUUUUCUGCUCCACAGAGUCCCUUUGGAAUGUCCCACCAGCAAGCCUUGGCACAGGUUACUGCUCAAGCUGCAGUAGCUGCUCAAUCUCAUAUGCACUUGCAAGCUCAAUAUCAACCUGCUCCAGUAGCAGCCUCUACAGAGUUAUUGACACACCAUCCAUCCUUUACCACUGGUGAAGCUUCACAGCAGCAGAUGCUGCCCUCAACCUCAGAACAUCCUAGUUCCAUGGUGGAAUCAUCAGAUCUCUCUCAUUCUGAUAGGAGACAGCAGCCUCCUCUCGCUGUUGAUAAACCAAAUGAUGAUGGCUACAACUGGCGCAAAUAUGGGCAGAAGCCAAUUAAGGGUAGUGAAUAUCCUCGAAGCUAUUACAAGUGUACACAUCUGAAUUGUCUUGUAAAAAAGAAGGUUGAGCGAUCUAGUGAUGGCCAGAUAACUGAGAUCAUCUAUAAAGGCCUGCACAACCAUGAUCAGCCUCAACCCAAUAAGCGUGCAAAAGAUAAUAGUGACAUAAACGGAGCUAUAAAUUCUCAGGCUAAGUUUGAACUUAGUUCCCAAUCUCAAGCUGGUAAUAUGAACAAGUUGAGUGAAACACUACCAAGUCAUUCAGUGCAUGGGAGGGAGCAGGAAUCUACUCAAGCAGAUCCCAUAGAACUACCUGGAUCAAGUGACAGUGAGGAAGCAGGUGAUGGAGCAACAAGACCAGAAGACGGGGAUGAUGAUGAUGAGCCAAAACCAAAAAGAAGGCAUACAGAUGUUGGGACAUCUGAGGCUGCUUUACCACACAAGACAGUCACAGAACCGAAAAUCAUUGUUCAAACAAGAAGCGAAGUUGAUCUUUUGGAUGAUGGCUACAGGUGGCGCAAGUAUGGCCAGAAGGUGGUCAAAGGGAAUCCCCAUCCAAGGAGCUAUUACAAAUGCACUAGUGCAGGAUGCAAUGUUCGUAAGCAUGUUGAGAGAGCUGCAGCUGACUCCAAAGCUGUCAUAACUACAUACGAGGGAAAGCACAAUCAUGAUGUUCCAGCAGCUAGAAACAGCAGCCAUAACACAGCCAACUACAAUGCACCACAGUUGAAACCUCAAAAGGUGGUGGCUGAGAAGCAUCCUUUGCUUAAAGGGAUGGACUUUGCAAACAAUGACCAAAGACCAGUACUUCUACGGCUAAAAGAAGAGGAAAUCGCUGUAUAAAUGCUCUCUCUGCUGAUAGUUGCUAGAGAAUCACAAUUCACAAGGAUGAUUCCAGCCAACUAACAUGGUACAAUGAAGAAAAAUGGAGAAGAAAGGAAAAUUAUUUGAAAGCAGUGAGAAUUUAGCUGUAAUGGUUCUUUUCUACCCUUUGACAUUUUUGCCUUUUUCUAUGAAAUGUAGUGGUAAUAGUUACUGCAUGUGUUAAACAUUUGCCGGAGAAUGCUGUAUUCACUACAUGUUCUGUACAAUUAAAUUUCACAAAAGUGACGCUGUAUAUGAUCUUUCACAGUUGAGCGGAGAUAACAAUAACCAAGGUUUGAUUUUGAAUGUAAUUCAAGCUCUGUUUAUUCCCUGGGCAUGAGGCUGUCUCCUGAUGUUCUGUUUAUGCUAAGGGUGUGGAGGACCCAUAUGUUGCUUAUAUAGAGGCAAAUAUGUAACCAGUUUGCAAAUUUGAGAUUUCUGUUGUAUGUUAAACUGGAGAAAUUUUACUAGUCAAUCCACUUAUCUUAUUAUUAUUA